Drosophila takahashii is the source of this 2494-nucleotide messenger RNA. Its product is annotated as dynein regulatory complex protein 11. Gene Ontology annotation, molecular function: ATP binding; ATP hydrolysis activity; protein binding. The record is from RefSeq and is a predicted model, not a curated record. Lineage: Eukaryota; Metazoa; Arthropoda; Insecta; Diptera; Drosophilidae.
CAUGUCCAGCACGUAUUUCAACGACAUCUGGCAUCAAUCGCAGCAUGAAUGCGAGCUGCUGUCCACCAUUGACUAUGAAAGGCAGCACCAGGAUGUGGAGACGACGGUGGCCACCAUGAACGCCGCCGUUGGCUCGGUUGCCGCCGAUGCGGAUGCCAAGGCCCUGCUGCAGUCGAGCCUGUACGAGUUCUAUCUGCGUUACAUUUGCUUGAGCAAUCGGUUGGAGGAUGUCUACGAUAAUAUGAUUCAGCCCCAGAAGCGUCAGUUGGUGCGUAAGUUGCUGGACGCCUGUCUGGGUCGCGUGGUGGAGCUUAAGCACGACCUGGUGAAUAUAGACCUGAUGGAGUUCAGCUACAACGAUGAGGUGGUGGAGCGCUUGCGCCUCACGCCCAUGGAGACGGAGCUGCGGAUUCCACGCUACUUUCUCCGUGAGCGCCAGCAGGAGCUGGAGUUCCGCAAGAAAACCAUGCAGGAGAUCCUAGUGAAACUGGGCUGGCUGGAAGAGCAUGAGAUGGAGGAGACGGUGACCACCGAGAUAGAGGCCAUACGGAUGCUGCAGAUGCAUGAGCGGGCGCGUCAGGGACGCUUGCGUGCCCACUUCAUGAAGGAGAUCCGCAUCCUCAAGGAGAAGGGCAAGUCGGAGGAGCGCAGCGAAAAGGAGCGCAGUGACUCCGGUCUCCUGGCCGCCAUGAAGAUACAGAAAAUGUGGCGAGGCCACACGGCACGGCGGAUCACGAGGCGCCGCAAGAUGGAGGAGAUGAUCCUGAUUGGGAUGCUGCCACCACCGGCGGCUGUGCUGAAGGAGCGGGCCGAGAAACUGGAGAAGCUGCAGCACAACGAGAAGCGCUACCAGGCGCAGGCUCUUUACGGCGAGCAGUUUGAGGAGCGGCAGCGCGCCCUCCAGGAGGAGAUCCGGGCCAAGCAUGGAGCCAGUAUGAAGGAGGACAUUGCCGAUGAGAUCCGAGCCUGGGUGAAGGAUUGCUACGACAAGACGGGCAAGCUGCCGGACUUUCCCUCGGAGGAUCAGGGGGGCUCCUUGCACAUCUUCAGUAGACCUGGAACGGAGAGCGAGCACAGUCGCUCUUCGGCCCGAUCCUCCAAGGAGUCGCGAAAGACCAAGGACAAGUCGAAGUCGCCGGCGCGUAGCGGCGACCUGAACGUCAACGAAAACCAGGAGGAGGAAGUCAGCUUCCAGCCGGCACCCUCCGUCUGCCUGCCAGACAUCCGAGCGGAAAUAGAUCUCUUUAAUGACACCUGGCGAGACAAGGACGAAACCGGUGUGCUGAGCCAGGCGGCCUACGAGGACAUGAUCUACAGCGACAAGUAUCAGGAGGUGGAGCUGGAGUUCCGCCGCGCCGUCGACGACGUGAUGCGCCAGGAGAUCGAACUGCUGCAGACGGCAGUUGGCAAGAAGGUCAAGAAAAGCAGCAAGAAGACACGUCGCUCCGGCAAGAAGAGCAAAAAGAAGAAGGAGAAGGAUCUUACGCCGGAUCGCACCACGGAGUCGCUGUACGAGGAACUGGUAACGAAUGGCAUAAUACGGAAAUACCCGGAACUAAAAAUAAAACAGUUCCUCGGGGACAAGGCGUUGACCGCUAGGAAUGGCACGAAUCCCUCGCCGGGCGACAUUCGCCAGAUCCUGACGGAGUACUGCAUCCUUCCGCUCGGAUCGGAUGCCAUUCACAACUGCACUCCGCUUAUACGCUCCAUUCUGCUGGCUGGACCCAGGGGCUCGGGAAAGAAAGCCCUGCUCCACGCCAUUUGCACCGAGGUGGGAGCCGUGCUUUUUGAUUUGACACCGGCUAAUAUAGUGGGAAAGUAUCCUGGCAAAUCGGGCCUUAUAAUGCUGAUUCACCUGGUCCUCAAGGUGUCUCGAUUGCUCCAACCAGCCGUCAUCUACAUGGGCGAUGCUGAGCGACCUUUCAUGAAGAAAAUCCCUAAGACCGAUCGCACAGAUCCGAAGCGGUUGAAAAAGGAUCUGCCCAAGAUGAUCAAGAAUAUUGCCCCCGAGGAUCGGGUCAUUUUCGUGGGCACCUCAAAUUUGCCCUGGGAGGCGGACCAAAAGCUACUGCAAUCCGUCUACAAUCGGUUUAUCUAUAUUCCACGUCCCGAUUAUGGGGCCAUGUCGCAUGCCUGGAAAACAUUGUUGCACGAGGCCGGAGGCAUAUCCAAUUUAGAUACCAGUGCCAUGGCCAAGAUUUCAGAUGGCUAUACCAUUGGAGCCAUCGAUGCCUGUCUCAAGGAGGUAAUGACCUGCAAGCGGAAGCUCCAGUUACGCACUCAACCACUUACAAAUGCCGAGCUGAUCAAUGUUCUGUGCUCUCGUGAUCCUGUCUAUCGCGAGGAGGAGGAAGCCUUCGAGUCCUGGUGGUCGAAAACGCCGCUCGGUCGCCGACGUCAGAGAUUUCUGGAGCUGGAGGAGGAGCGCUUGCUGGAGGAGCAGGCUCAGGCAGCCAAGCAGGGCAAUGGGAACAAAAAGAAGGGUCUCAACUGA